Messenger RNA from Amphimedon queenslandica, 1248 nucleotides. RefSeq names its product WD repeat-containing protein 3-like. Gene Ontology annotation, cellular component: Pwp2p-containing subcomplex of 90S preribosome; small-subunit processome. Gene Ontology annotation, biological process: maturation of SSU-rRNA. The record is from RefSeq and is a predicted model, not a curated record. Gene Ontology annotation, molecular function: snoRNA binding; protein binding. Bases 34 to 1218 code for a protein of 394 amino acids. The transcript has 15 exons. NCBI's taxonomy places the organism in Eukaryota, Metazoa, Porifera, Demospongiae, Haplosclerida, Niphatidae.
AAGCUCAGUGCUGUUCAUGUUAAAACAUUAAAAAUGUCAGAAGACGUCCUCUGCCUCAAAUACAGUCCUAACGAUAAGUUCCUUGCUCUGUCGUUACUGGAUUCAACUGUGAAGCUGUUCUUUGCUGAUUCACUAAAAUUUUAUCUCUCCUUAUAUGGUCAUAAACUACCUGUACUUGGAAUGGACAUAUCAAGUGACAGUAGUCUACUGGUGACUGGUUCUGCUGAUAAGAAUAUUCGUAUUUGGGGAACUGAUUUUGGUGACUGUCACAAGUCAAUAUUUGGGCACACUGACAGUAUCAUGGACGUGAAGUUUGUUCCUGGUACUCACUUGUGUUUCUCCAUCAGUAAGGACAGGACACUGAAACAAUGGGACUGUGACAACUUUGAACUGAUACAAACACUUAAAGGCCAUCAGUCUGAGAUAUGGUCACUAGUUGUAUCUAAUGAUGGAAACACUGCAGUGACUGGGUCACAUGACCUCUCUAUUAGGACGUGGGGCUGCACUCAAGAGCCACUAGUGCUGUCAGAAGAAAAGGAAAAUGAAAGAGAAAUGGAAUUUGAGAAGUCACUAACAGAAGGAGCAACUGAACCAGUGGUGCCAGGGGAGAAGGGGAAAGGAGAAGUGGAACUGGCCAGUAGGAGGACAGCAGGGACUAUUGGAUCAGCGGAGCGACUGAUGGAAGGGCUGGAGUUAUGGAGAGAAGAAGAACUGAAAAUGAAAGAAUAUAAUGAAGAAUGUAAUAUAACAGGAACAAAAUUGGCUCCUCCUCCUCCAAACCCAAUUUUAAAAGUUCUUGGGAACCAAAUGCCUGAUGAAUAUGUUCUUAAUAUUUUAAAGCAAAUACGUUCAAGCGACCUUGAGGGGUCCCUCCUGUUGCUGCCAUUCAAUGAAGUUAUUGAUUUACUUAAAGUGAGUGUGAUCUGGUCUCAGAAGCAACUGGAGGUGGAGCUGGUGGGACGAACUGUUCUCUUCCUUUUAAGAGUACAUCAUAACCAGAUCAGCACUUCUAAGCUCCUCCUACCAGUGAUUGAUUCAUUGCGUGUUCACAUUACAGCCAGUAUUGAUACACUGAGAGAUGUGUAUGGUUACAAUCUCUACAGCAUGAGACAGCUUCAUAGAGAUAUUGCAGUGACCAGCAGUACUGGCAAUACAUUCACUGAUGUAUCCAUUGAUAGUAAGAAUAAGAGAAAGAAAAGAUCAAGACUGCAACAAUAAUUUUAAUAAUAAUUAAUUUUAACUGUAAUU